Messenger RNA from Python bivittatus (Burmese python), 945 nucleotides. RefSeq names its product olfactory receptor 51A4-like. Gene Ontology annotation, biological process: G protein-coupled receptor signaling pathway. Gene Ontology annotation, molecular function: olfactory receptor activity; G protein-coupled receptor activity. Gene Ontology annotation, cellular component: plasma membrane. The record is from RefSeq and is a predicted model, not a curated record. Lineage: Eukaryota; Metazoa; Chordata; Lepidosauria; Squamata; Pythonidae.
AUGUUCAGCAACCACUCAGAAUUCAGCCCCCCAGUUUUCCUCCUGACAGGCUUUCCUGGGCUAGAAAAACACCACCUCUGGAUCUCCCUCCCCAUCUGCUCCAUGUACCUCGUGGCCAUCACAGGGAACUGCGCCAUCCUCUUUGUCAUCAAGACGGACCAAACUCUCCACACCCCCAUGUACUAUUUUCUUUCUAUGCUGGCACUCUCAGACCUGGGCUUAUCCUUUGCCACUUUGCCCACCAUGCUGAGUGUCCUGUGGUUCAACCACCGUGUGAUCCAUUUUGAUGCCUGCUUGAUCCAGAUGUUCUUCAUCCAUACUUUCUCUAUUGCUGAGUCUGGUAUUCUACUCUCUAUGGCCUUUGAUCGCUUGGUGGCCAUCCAGAACCCUCUGAGAUACACCAGUGUUUUGACCAAUGGGACAGUGAUCAGAAUUGGAGUAGGAGUUGCAAUUCGGGCUACUUGCUUUGUCCUACCGGGUUCCAUCCUUCUGAGGCAUCUGGAAUAUGGAAGGAUAAAUGUCCUUUCCUAUUCAUUCUGCCUGCACCAGGAUGUCUUAAAGGUGGUUUAUUCAGAUAGGAGGAUCAACAGUGUCUAUGGCCUGAUAGUAAUGCUCUUGUCCACAGGGGUGGAUUUGCUUCUGCUGGUCCUCUCCUACUUCAUGAUCCUCAAGACUGUCUUGGGAGUUGCUUCCAAAGAGGAACGCUUUAAGACGCUCAGCACUUGCAUCUCCCACCUCUGUGCUGUCCUCAGUUUCUACAUCCCCAUGCUUGGGCUCACCAUGAUCCAUCGAUAUGGGAGGCAUGCUCCCUGCAUCGCUUACAUCCUCAUCGCCAACACUUAUUUGUUAGUGCCUCCCAUGACGAACCCCAUUGUGUACAGUGUGAAAACCAAACAGAUCCGCAUACGGAUUCUCAGGAAAUUUCAGAAAGGUGGAGAACAGUGA